ACGUUUUGCGAACUAGUUUGGUGUUCUUUAUUGUUGUCUGUAUUUGUUGAGAAACAGAAAGAAAGAAAGAAAGAGAGACAGAGAUAGAGAAAUAGAAGUUCUCGACAUUAUCAAAAUCUGAUGAAAGUUUUGAGACUAACUUUUUGAUCUGUGAAGCUCUCUUAUCAAGUGUAUCUUCAGAUUCCAAUUUUUACUGUGAUUUUUUUUUUAGUGGUGAUAAUGAAGUUAUUAUUCUUGUGAUGAGAGAUGGAAGGAGGAACUUCUUCGAUUGUGCAGAGAGGGGUUCGGUUACAAGCUCCACUAGUUGAUUCUGUAUCAUGCUACUGUAGAGUGGACGCGGGCUUGAAAACAGUUGCCGGUGCUACAAAGUUUGUUCCUGGAUCAAAACUUUGCUUACAGCCUGAUAUCAACCCUCGGGCACACAAGGUUAAGAACCCAUGCAAGGAGAGAACUAGAAUUCAGCCCCCUCUCUUACCUGGUCUUCCAGAUGAUCUCGCCAUUGCUUGUUUGAUCCGGGUUCCUCGUGUUGAGCACCGAAAACUGCGACUAGUGUGCAAAAGAUGGUACCGUCUUCUAGCAGGGAACUUCUUUUACUCACUUCGGAAAAGUUUGGGAAUAGCAGAGGAGUGGGUAUAUGUAGUUAAAAGAGAUCGCGAUGGACGGAUUUCAUGGCAUGCUUUUGACCCUACUUACCAACUCUGGCAGCCAUUGCCACCUGUUCCCGGAGAAUAUUCUGAAGCACUUGGGUUUGGAUGUGCUGUUCUCAGUGGUUGUCACUUGUACUUAUUUGGAGGCAAAGAUCCAUUACGAGGAUCUUUGAGAAAGGUCAUCUUCUAUAGUGCAAGAACUAAUAAAUGGCAUCGAGCUCCAGAUAUGCUGCGGAAACGCCACUUUUUUGGAUCUUGUGUGAUAAAUAAUUGCCUUUACGUGGCUGGUGGAGAAUGUGAAGGUAUCCAGAGGACUCUGAGAUCAGCUGAGGUUUAUGAUCCUAACAAGAACAGGUGGAGUUUCGUUGCGGAUAUGAGCACUGCAAUGGUUCCUUUCAUUGGGGUUGUUUUUAAUGGGAGAUGGUUUUUGAAAGGACUAGGGACACAUCGCCAAGUCAUGAGCGAAGCAUAUACUCCUGAAACUAAUAGUUGGUCUGUGGUUAAUGAUGGUAUGGUUGGUGCUUGGCGAAAUCCUAGCUUGUCCUUGAACGGGCAGCUUUAUGCCUUGGACUGUAGAGAUGGAUGCAAAUUGAGAAUCUAUGAUGAAGCUACAGAUUCUUGGAACAAAUUCAUUGACAGCAAAAUCCACUUGGGUAACUCGCGGGCGGUGGAGGCCGCAGCACUAGUUCCUCUCAACGGAAAGCUUUGUAUAAUCCGCAACAACAUGAGCAUCAGUUUGGUGGAUGUUUCUAGUCCCGCCAAACAUGUGGAGAGUAACCCUCAACAACUCUGGGAGAAUAUUUCCGGAAAACUUCACUUCAAAAAUAUAUUCUCAAAUUUAUGGUCGAGUAUUGCUGGUCGAAGUGGCUUGAAGAGUCAUAUACUGCACUGUCAAGUACUUCAGGCAUGAAAGAAGUGGAUGCAGAAGAAAAAGGAUUUGCAAACUCAACCAAGCUUUGCAGACUUCAGAACCGGCUUAUAGACCAGGCCAGCUAGGCCAAUGCAUAGAUCCUCAAAUUGUUGGGCCCAAUUUUUUAAAUUCUUUUUGAAUACAUCCCAACUGAUGUUCUAUAGUUUUAGAUUUGAGCCAUUACACCUGUCAAAAUUGAUACAAUACUAAAUUAAUGUAAGAAAUAAAUUUGGUAUAA
Molecule: messenger RNA, 1795 nt
Organism: Papaver somniferum (opium poppy)
Lineage: Eukaryota; Viridiplantae; Streptophyta; Magnoliopsida; Ranunculales; Papaveraceae
Product: F-box/kelch-repeat protein At1g55270-like
Exons: 2
Coding region: 247-1557 (436 amino acids)
Molecular function (GO): protein binding
Source: RefSeq, a predicted model, not a curated record